AAAAGAUUUCGCGCGAAAACCGUCAGGGGCUUGUUUAGAUGUAGAUCAGCUGAGACAAAAACAACAAUAAAGGACGAUAACGGGGUAAUGACGGCGUUUUAACGGGUGGAUUGCGGCCGGGGUGAGCAGGCGAGGUCCACCGAUUGUUAUGUUAAACCGUGCGCUUGUUUUUCGCCGCUUUAUGUGCUUAUAUUUCCAAUUUUGUCGGACUGCUUCCUGCGUGCCCCAACAAAACAAGGGGAUUGAACAACUGCCGCUAAUAAGUUAGCUAACAUGCUAAUCUGCCCUAUAUAUUCAUAUUCGACUACAUCUAUGUACUAUCCGCUGGACUGAUGCUCGCUUUUAUAGAUAUAGUCUCAAAGAUGAUUUUAAGUUCCCGUGAUGCUUUUUUGCUGCGUGGAUAUUUUGUUCUGAUCGCUCACUUCUGUAAGCUGCUGUAAAGUUUUAAUAGCCUCGUAACUUCGCUCGGUGUUUAAUACAAGGAGAAGUAAUAUUGUUCUACCGGCGUGACCUGCUAGUUUGGCGGCUGCUCGAGUUUGUUUUGUGACCCUGUUCGAGUCUUUGUCAUUUGGUUGGAAGCUAGCUCGUUAGCCGGGGUGGUAGCUGUUCAGGGGCAGUGUGGCCAGGCCUCGGCUCUACUGUACUGACAGGAGAGAUGAAAACAAAAGGUUAGCUUGCUCCCUUUGCUAGCUUGCCUGAGUGGAUUUCUCCCACGGCCAGUUUCGGACUGGUUCUCUGAUAACUUAUUCGCGGCGGAGCUUUUAUAGUAUGCAUUUAGCAAUAUUUCAUGUGCCAAAUUUCCUGUUUGGCAGCACACCCUGGCUUGCUGUUUCAGCCUCAGCCUGAGUUUUAGGACGUGGCUUUACAUUGCUGUGGUGUAAUCAAAAUGUGUAACAAAAUAAAACAGUUUAUGAAAUGUUCCACCUGCUAAUGAACUCGUUCGAGACAGUUUUCACGAGAAUUCACCCUUGUUGCCUUUAUUCACAAAAAAAUGGCAGAUGUGAGUCGGUGCUGAUACUGUCAUAACAGUACCUUAGUUUAUAAAUACCACAACCACCGCCACCCAAGUCCAGUGAAGAGGGGCUCCUGGUGACACACUGCAAUGUCAGAGACUCUGAUAACAGGGCAGACAUCGGAGGAUCUGUUAGCAGACUUUGAGACUUUGCUGAACUCUGGGAGUAUCAACUUGGACGAGGACCACCAGAUAGUGAUUAUCACCAGCCCCAGCAAUGAAGGACUCCACCCAGCCCCUGCCCCGACGAGCACGGGGGAGAUCCUGCUGUUCGCCACUCCGCAGGGCCCAGCUGACGUAGGGAUCCAGGACAAGAGGAGACCGUCUCUGGGAAGGCCACCGGUAAAAAGGAAGUUGGACUUGGACAGUGACCAUCAGUAUGUCAGCACCACUCGACCUUCCACAGGCCAGGCACCGCUUUCCACUCCUGCUCCUCCCAGAGUUCCUCGGACCACGGCAGAGAAGUCUCGGUAUGACACUUCUUUGAACCUGACCACCAAGCGCUUUCUGGACCUGUUGUCCCAGUCGGCCGACGGCGUGGUGGAUCUGAACUGGGCGUCUCAGGUGCUCGAUGUUCAGAAGAGACGCAUCUACGACAUAACCAAUGUCCUGGAGGGGAUCCAGCUCAUCUCCAAGAAGUCAAAGAACAACAUCCAGUGGCUCGGUAAUCGCAUUGAUGCGGCUCUGGUUUCCCGCCAUAAGGAGCUGCAGAGGGAGGUGUGUGACCUCACAGAUGCUGAGGAGCAGCUGGAUGAGCUCAUUUCCAAAUGCAAUCUGCAGCUCAGAUUGCUCACAGAGGACCCACAGAACAAAAAGUUGGGGUAUGUGCGCUGUCAGGACUUGAGGCAGUCGUUCGAUUCCCCCGACCAGCUGGUUAUGGUGAUCAGAGCUCCACCAGAAACCCAGAUGCAAGUUUCGGAGCCCUCUGAGGGUUACCAGGUGUCGCUGAAGAGCACGCGAGGUCCGAUCGACGUCUUCCUCUGUCCAGAAGACAGCUCUGGCGUCUGCAGCCCUGUGACAGGAGGCAGUCCCUCUAAACCCAUUGCCGACCCUUCCCUUGUUCAACCUUCCACACAACCCACCGACCAAUCACAACCCAGAACCUGCUCAACAGCCCUGGAAGUGGGUUUAUCAUCUCCAGCAUCCACAUCAUCCACUGUAACAGCAGUGUCGCAACAGGACCCCUCAUCACUGGUGUUAGGUGGCGACACAGAAUCCAUCCUGGGAGGCGACCCAUUCUCCAACCUUGGAGACCUACCUGAUUUUGAUCUCUCACCGCUCUCGUCUACGGACUUCCUGAACGGAGAGGGCCUUCCUCUCCCAUUGGACGGUUUCAUCAACUUGUCCCCCCCUCACAGUCACGACUACCACUAUGGACUAGAGGACCAUGAAGGCAUCAGUGAACUGUUUGACUGUGACUUUGGUGACCUGUCACAAGUUUUGGGGGACGAUUAGAAGUAAAAAACAAAAGAAGAGGAGUGCGUGGGCAAAUGAUUAUAAAUUCAGGCCUUCUCCUCAGUGAUCUGGAGCUCCUUUAAAACAAAAAAAGAAGAAAAAAAAGAAUGGGAAUCAAUAUUUUAUGGACACAUCAUUAUCAAAAAUGUAGUGUUUUCAUUGUGGGAGUUUGGAGAAAUGAUUUGUGUAUUGUUUUAAUUGUGUUCCCCGAAAUACCACCCUAACUAAAAUCUCAAAUAAUUCCCCCUAAAUUGUACAGCAUAUCAUUAGCACUUCUCUUUGGCCAUUCAAAAGUUUUAGACCAAGAGUUUAGCUUUAGAAUAGCUAUUUAAAUUAUUUAUAUGAAUGUUAUUUUCAUA
Pundamilia nyererei is the source of this 2826-nucleotide messenger RNA. RefSeq names its product E2F transcription factor 1 (gene e2f1). The record is from RefSeq and is a predicted model, not a curated record. The coding region runs from base 1103 to 2467 and encodes 454 amino acids. Gene Ontology annotation, biological process: regulation of transcription by RNA polymerase II. Gene Ontology annotation, cellular component: Rb-E2F complex. NCBI's taxonomy places the organism in Eukaryota, Metazoa, Chordata, Actinopteri, Cichliformes, Cichlidae. The transcript is spliced from 7 exons. Gene Ontology annotation, molecular function: RNA polymerase II cis-regulatory region sequence-specific DNA binding; DNA-binding transcription factor activity, RNA polymerase II-specific; protein dimerization activity.